Onthophagus taurus is the source of this 1346-nucleotide messenger RNA. RefSeq names its product corticotropin-releasing factor-binding protein. Gene Ontology annotation, molecular function: corticotropin-releasing hormone binding. Gene Ontology annotation, biological process: negative regulation of corticotropin secretion; negative regulation of corticotropin-releasing hormone receptor activity; hormone-mediated signaling pathway. The record is from RefSeq and is a predicted model, not a curated record. Lineage: Eukaryota; Metazoa; Arthropoda; Insecta; Coleoptera; Scarabaeidae.
GCUUACAAACGGGCGCUGCUUUCCUCCACCUUUAGGUCUACGUGUUCCCUUCGAUCAUCUUCAUCAUGAUCCUCUGGACCGUAACCGUUUUGUCCUGCUGUUGUGUCUUCUUUGCCGAAGAGUGUUUAUCAACACCUUUAAUAACCCAAUCUAAGUUGAGUAACAAGCAUGGAUUGGAGUUCUUAAGGCAUAGAUUUCAAUCCAUCGAUAAACCAGAGGGUGUUUCAAGUAGACGUAGGCGAUCAAGUGAGACAGCCAUAAUAGAAUGCAUGGAAAUGAUAACGGAAGAAGGCGUGUUUUAUCACACGGCGAGCCACGUGAACAACACGUGUGGGAUUUACAUAUUUACAGCACCAGAUGAAAAAAUCGAGUUGAAAGUGUCCUAUUUGGAUGUACCAUGUGAAAACGAUGGAGCGAUUAGCCUUUUAGACGGGUGGGAGAUGAAUGGGGAGAUAUUCCCAAACGAGUUUGAUCAUCCAAAUCCAAAUAGUCGAGUUUUAGAAGUUUGCGGGCGUAGAAAAAUCAAAGAUGGUUUCAGGACCACGCAAAACGCGGCCAUGAUUUUAUAUAGGAUGCCUCGCAGGAACAGCGGGUUUCGUUUUUCAAUAAGGUUCUUGAAAAAUCCAAGACCUUGUAAUGUAUUGCUACAAGAUUUCGAAGCAACAUUAACACUCCGUAACUACGCUUCAAGAUCGAAUUGUACAAUUGUCAGUUUAUUUCCGGCUGAAGUUCGUGUUUUAAGUUUAAGCGUUGGUGUUGUUUCAACGAUGGGCAAAGGGAUCGAGCUUGAAACUGGCACCGUUCACAAGGUGCGGUUACAGUGCAAUAAAAGAGGUCUGGAUGAUUUUCUACAAAUUGGAGGUUCCACAUCACUCGAUACUUCUCAAUUACUUUUAACAGAUGCCGUUUGCGGUAUGGAUUCAAAAGCCAGUAGACAUACAGAAGUCAUCAAUUGCGACUAUACGGUCGUGCGGUUAGUGUCCAGUGGAGCUUUCGACAAUUCCGUCAUCAUCACAAUGAAAAUAGUAUCCAGUGGUGAUCAAGCAACUUUUAAUUGUCCAAAAAUUGAGGUUUAAUCUAUGGUGGCAUAGAUUAUAUUCAUGGAUACUUCCGGUGUCCAAAUACAAACAGUAUUAUGAGGUGCACAUCCCAUUUACAAAAAGAAUUAUAAAAUAAAAAUAUGUGUGUGUGUUAAAGUCUUUAAACGUACACCUUCUUAACAUUAAUUGUAUUAAAUCGUAGAAGAAACGCAGCAGAAACUAUGCUACAUAAUGUACUUCUUAGAUGUAGAUGUGUACAAAAUAAAAAAAAUUUCAACAAUCAAAAAAGAAAACGGGUGAAGUUUU